AUGAUGCCGGGACUUGUGGACGCCCAUAUACAUCCCCUCAGUGGUGGAGCAGGUCUCCUCAAGUGCAACAUGAACUUUCAGCCCUUGGGUCUUAGUAAAGUCCUCGAGAAAAUUCAGAGUUGUCUUGAUGACGAAAAGAAUAAGACGGAUAAAGAUUGGCUAGAGGUCAUUUCUCUUGACUACUACGCUUUGGUUGACGAUACGGGCGGCGUUACGAAAAAGGACCUAGAUAAAAUCAAAACGAAAAGGCCUAUUCUGGUGGCGUCAGCUGAUUCGCAUACCUUCUGGGUCAACUCAGCGGCGCUGAAGGUAUCAUCCCUCACAAGCAAGACCAAAGACCCACGAAAUGGUAAAUUCGAGCGACUCCCAGGAAGUCAAGAACUUUCAGGGAUUUUGCAAGAUUCCGCGACGAGUUUGUUAGCAGGACCGGCGCCACCAACAGCUGAGGACAAUGUUCGAUCUGCCAGAGCAGCAUUGAAGCUUCUUCGUGAGGAAGGCGUGACAAGUUUCCAAGAGGCUGCGUCUACCGAAGAUACAGCUCUUGCGUUUGCGGCUAUCAAGAAAGAGGGAGGCUUGACAGCUCGUGGCUUUUUCGAUUAUCUCGUGCAGCCACCUAACAACACUGCUGGAAUUGAUCUGCUGGAAUUGAUGAUCUGGUGA
Molecule: messenger RNA, 660 nt
Organism: Fusarium subglutinans
Lineage: Eukaryota; Fungi; Ascomycota; Sordariomycetes; Hypocreales; Nectriaceae
Product: amidohydrolase
Exons: 1
Coding region: 1-660 (219 amino acids)
Source: RefSeq, a predicted model, not a curated record